GCAAGAGUGGAGCAGGAUGCAAGAUUUUGACAAGAUGAAAACUUUGAAACAAGAAUGGGUUUGCAAAUCAAGAGCUGACAAUCAGAUUCAGAAUGGUAUAGAUGAGAAGAGUUGUGAUAUUUUUGUUGAUAACCUUUUUGAAGAAGCUCAGAAAGUUGGAGCUAUAUGCACACAGCAGGCUAAAGUAAAAAAUCAGGCGGAUACAACAAUUAAAUUAUGGAAAAAUGGAUUCACAGUGAAUGAUGGUGAACUCCGAAGCUACACAGAUGUUGCAAACCAGCGCUUCUUGGACUCUAUUAAAAAAGGAGAGCUGCCUCCUGAAUUACAGAAGAUCUGUGGUAAAGAGGAGGUGAAUGUGAAGGUGCAAGAUAAGAAGGACCAAGUGUACACCCUGAAGAAGCCAGUAUUUCACCCUUUCUCUGGUCAAGGAUACAGAUUGGGAAGUGCCACGCCAAGAAUAAUCUAUAAAGUAAAAAAAGAUGUUGAAGAAAAUGAAAAGAGAAAAGCAACAGUGGUGUUAAAUAAUUCAGAACCCAUCACUAGUAUCCAAAUUUGGUUAGCAGAUGGAACCAGAAUAGUACAAAGAUUCAACACUUCACACAGAAUAAGCCAUGUCAGAGACUUCAUAACAAAUUGCCAAGGACAACCUGGAAGAAAUCCCUUCAUGCUGACAACAUCACUCCCUUUUCAGGAGUUGCUGGACGAAUCUCUCACGCUGGAGGAAGCUAACUUAAAAAAUGCUGUUAUUGUUCAGAGACUUAAAAAAAACAGUGAGCCUUUCAGGAGUUUGCCCUAGCCUUCAGCGGCAAGAUGGCCUAAAAUGCACCACAAUAGAGCUGCUGCAGGGAAGUCUUGUAAAAAAAAGUCAGACAGUACCCAUUAAACAGUAGCCUGGUUGAGUUUGUUUCACCAUGCCCAGCAGCUAUCUGUUAGUGAAGCUCUACUUUAGUUAAAACCAAAAAGAAACAAAAAGCAAUAUCUGUUGCGUGGCAGCUACAGCCCGACUCUGAAUGGGCAUAUAGUGUGGGCUGUACGAAGUCUGCUCUAAUGGGGUCUUCUGUUCUUUUUUGAAACAGUGGCCUGGCUGGAAUGUAAUACCGUGUUUCCCUGAAAAUAAGACAGGGUC
Messenger RNA from Pogona vitticeps (central bearded dragon), 1126 nucleotides. The record is from RefSeq and is a predicted model, not a curated record. Lineage: Eukaryota; Metazoa; Chordata; Lepidosauria; Squamata; Agamidae.